Molecule: messenger RNA, 1443 nt
Organism: Cyclospora cayetanensis
Lineage: Eukaryota; Apicomplexa; Conoidasida; Eucoccidiorida; Eimeriidae
Product: sperm-associated antigen 1A
Exons: 11
Coding region: 1-1443 (480 amino acids)
Molecular function (GO): protein-folding chaperone binding; ATPase activator activity
Source: RefSeq, a predicted model, not a curated record
AUGGGUUCUGCUGAGGAGUCGUCGAGUGGGUUUCCCUCUCCAGACCUCGUGGGGCCCCCCGGUGGGGCACUGGGUGAAGAAGGCUCUCCAAUGGAAGCAUCUGGGCCCCCAGGAGGUCCUCAUGAGGAGGACACCUGUAGCGAGGUGAGCUCCAUGUCCGGAGAUGAGCCUCUCUCUGCCGAAGAAAAGCUGGCUAUGGCCAUAUCUCUGAAGGAUGCCGGCAACGCCCUCUUUAAGGAGGGGCAGUACGAACAGGCGCUGCAAAAGUACAAGGAGGGGGGGAAGCGGGUGAAGGGUUCGAGCAGCUCCGAGGCAAUCGCUGUGUCAGUACAGCUCAGCAGCAAUAGUUGCAUGUGCUGUUUGAAGCUAGAAAAGUGGCAAGAGGCAGUAGAGGCCGCCAAUGGAGUUCUCCAAAAGGAACCUAAGAAUUUAAAGGCCCUCUACCGCCGUGCCCUUGCAAAGAGCAACCUGGGCAGCUUGAGCAGUGCCAGAGACGACCUGAUGGCCGUCCUUGCUGUUGAUAAAGCGAACGCGGAUGCACGGAAGGAGCUACAUAAACUCCGAGAAAAGAUUCAGGCAGCUAAAGAGGGAGACAAGAAGGUGGGCUUUCUGGGUGUGCAUUGUCGUGCAGAGAAGGGCGAAUCAGAGGAGGAUUUCGAUACGUGGCUUACGAGGACGAAAGAGGCGGAAGAAAAGGAAAGAGAAGAAAAGCAGAAGCAGCAAGCCAAGUCGGGUACUCCUCUGGGCGGCUUAAAAAGGCGUGGCAGCAAAGACGGCGGGGGCAGUGGCAGCAACAACAGCAGCAGCGUGAUGGAGGUUGAUGAGGAGGACGCUGCAAUCAUCAACGAAACAAAGAAGAUGGACGUGAGUCCAUGGGCACGCACGCGUUUCGCCGAGAGGUUGCAGGAAGCAGCAGCGAACUGUGGUAGCGCUGGUAUGCCGUCUCCGGAGGCCCUUUUAGAGGUCUGCCGCAAAGCAACUGAGGCGCUCGGAUCUGGUGGAGUGAAGGAUGAGCAGGCGGUGCAAGAUGUCCUGAAGGGAUGCUAUUCCACCAAAAUAGAGACCUUGAAUGUUCAGGACGUAUCUGGGGAUGCGCAUUUAGCGGUUGUUAGGGGCAGCAGGAGGGUUUUCUUCGACAUGAAGUGCAGCAUCAAGCUCAAGGUCUCCUGCUCUAGCGCAGGCCCUCUGGCUCUCCCUGGUGACGAUAACAGCGUUCUCAAGGAGGGAAUUGGAGGAUAUGAAUCGAAGGGGACUUUGACGCUGCCGGAUGUCAGCAGCGCUGAUGGCAGUGGCAUGUCUUGGUUACAGGGGUGCUCUGUCUCCCUCUCUUCGGCCCCCUCACCCCUCUUGAAGCCAUUGGUCGAUGAAGCAUUGGCCAUGUACAAGGAAUCUGUGGCGGAGAAAAUUCAGGCAUUUUUGGACGACUGCAAGGCCCUCCCCUGA